AUGCUGACCCGCCUGUUCAGCGAGCCCGGCCUCCUCUCCGAUGUGCCCAAGUUCGCCAGCUGGGGCGACGGCGACGACGACGAGCCGAGGAGCGACAAGGGCGACGCGCCGCAGCCUCAGCCACCGCCGGCGCCCGGGCCGGGGGCUCCGGGGCCCGCUCGGGCCGCCAAGCCAGUUACCCUCCGUGGAGAAGAGGUACCGGAGGCCACGUUGGCCGAGGUCAAGGAGGAAGGCGAAUUGGGGGGCGAAGAGGAGGAGGAAGAGGAGGAGGAAGAAGGGCUGGACGAGGCGGAAGGCGAGCGGCCCAAGAAACGCGGGCCCAAGAAACGCAAGAUGACCAAGGCGCGCCUGGAGCGCUCCAAGCUGCGGCGGCAGAAGGCGAACGCGCGCGAGCGCAACCGCAUGCACGACCUGAACGCCGCGCUGGACAACCUGCGCAAGGUGGUGCCCUGCUACUCCAAGACGCAGAAGCUGUCCAAGAUCGAGACGCUGCGCCUAGCCAAGAACUACAUCUGGGCGCUCUCGGAGAUCCUGCGCUCCGGAAAGCGGCCCGAUCUGGUGUCCUACGUGCAGACUCUGUGCAAGGGUCUGUCCCAGCCCACGACCAAUCUGGUGGCCGGCUGCCUGCAGCUCAACUCGCGCAACUUCCUCACCGAGCAGGGCGCCGACGGCGCGGGCCGCUUCCACGGCUCCGGCGGCCCGUUCGCCAUGCACCCCUACCCGUACCCGUGCUCGCGCCUGGCCGGCGCACAGUGCCAGGCAGCCGGCGGCUUGGGCGGCGGCGCGGCGCACGCCCUGCGGACCCACGGUUACUGCGCCGCCUACGAGACGCUGUACGCGGCGGCGGGCGGCGGCGGCGCGAGCCCGGACUACAACAGCUCCGAGUACGAGGGCCCGCUCAGCCCCCCGCUCUGUCUCAAUGGCAACUUCUCCCUCAAGCAGGACUCAUCGCCCGACCACGAGAAGAGCUACCAUUACUCUAUGCACUACUCGGCGCUGCCCGGGUCGCGGCCCACCGGCCACGGGCUGGUCUUCGGCUCGUCGGCUGUGCGAGGGGGCGUCCAUUCGGAGAAUCUCUUGUCUUACGAUAUGCACCUUCACCACGACCGGGGCCCCAUGUACGAGGAGCUCAAUGCGUUUUUCCAUAACUGA
Molecule: messenger RNA, 1152 nt
Organism: Dipodomys spectabilis (banner-tailed kangaroo rat)
Lineage: Eukaryota; Metazoa; Chordata; Mammalia; Rodentia; Heteromyidae
Gene: Neurod2
Product: neuronal differentiation 2
Exons: 1
Coding region: 1-1152 (383 amino acids)
Biological process (GO): nervous system development; regulation of DNA-templated transcription
Molecular function (GO): protein dimerization activity
Source: RefSeq, a predicted model, not a curated record